GAGUUGUGCUUCGCGACGGUUGCUGAUCUUCCAGUGCUCCCAAAUAUAAAAUACAAAUUACCGAAAACCGAAUAAAACCGAAUAGUAUCUCCUCCGCCUCAGUCAAAUCUCCAUCUCAGAGUGUAUCUCCAUCUCUAUCUGCCCCCUGCUAUCUGUGGCUGCAUCUGUAACUCUCUCCCGUGAGAGUAUUGCGAGUGUGCGCCAGUGUGCGAGUGCUAAGCUUUUUGCUGUCGCCUAUGUGUGAGAGUAUUGGUGCUUCGGUCUGAACUAUGGUUCGCGUGCUCGUGUGCGUUUAACACUCGUACGUAUCGUAAUUUAAAAAUAGGUAUUUCGACAUUCCGCCGUGGAAACGAUGUGACACACCAGUCCAGAUACCCACAACAUCCACAACGAAACAACGAAGCAACGAAACAAAACGAUCUAAACCGCGAAAUAUUACUAAUAACCCCUGCCAGGGCCAAGAGCAGCAAUAAUUGUGAUUAACAAACGAACCCCGACCCCAAAUAAGCCCCAAAAACCAACCAGGUGCAACGCCAGUCUCUCACUCUCUCAGUCAGUGAUUACCUCAUCUGUGUCAAAAUGGUAUCAAAAAGCAGUAAAAAGAAACAAGUGUCGCAGAAGCAGCAGCAGCCGCCAGCCACAUCGACCACAACCACAUCGUCGUCGGCCUCGGCCACGAAGCUCACCAAACAACUGGGACCCGACGCCACAGCGACACUCACCACCAAGAGCAGCUCCACCUCGAUGGAGCACGAGUCCGUGUCGUAUGGAGAGCCAGUGGCGAGCACCUCAGCCGCCACACCUGGAUCAGUGGCCAGCACUUCAACCAUUCAUCCCAUUUCCAUGCCAGCUGCUGGCGUCAGGAGCUACAGCAGCAGCAGCAGCAGCAAGAGCAAGGCUGCCAUGUCCAGCUCCCAAUCCUCGUACACAGAGCAAUCUCAGUCCAAGUUGCAGUCCAAAUCCCAGUCUCAGUCGGAGCAGUACAGCAGCAGCAGCAGCAGCACCGCCAAGAUCUCCAGGGAUUACUCCAACGAGAAGAUCAUUGCCUCGAUCGAUCUGCUGGAGAGUGAGAAGAAGGAGCCAGUGUUCUCCGUUCCCAUCGAGGUGGUGGAGAUCACAACGCCCACGCUCUCCAUGUCGGCCAGCGGCGGCAGCCUCUCUAAGAUGUACACGUCCUCGUCUUCCAGCCAGCAGCAGCAACAGCAAGCGAGCAGCAGCUCCACUUACUUCGCCUCCACAACCAGUUCCAGCUCCACUCGGAGCGCCAAUGAAACGCUCAUUGCAAGCGAGAGAGCCGACGCAGCGGCUACCGGUAUGACAUCAUCCGGCGCGAGGAAACAGGUUGGCUUUGACACGAGCAGUAGCACCAACACAAACAUCAAUACCAACAUCAAUACCAAUACCAACACCAACAUCAAAAGCAGCAGCAUCAGCAGCAAAAACUUCAGCGAAUCUCAGAGCGUGCCAAAGCUGCCACCCGUCAGCGGAACAGCUGAUGGGCACGACACAUCGGUGACGUCGUCAAGUUGCCCCGAACCGGUUGCCGCGCCGUCUACCGCGACCACAACAAAAGCGACGUCAUCCACCUCGCAGAACGAUAAACUGGAACUAUUGUCGGGAAGCGCAGCCACAACAGCUGUGGACCAUAACAGGGCCACGUCAUUGACGUCCAACACUGAGGUCAGCGAGAGCACCACACGUAGCAGCUUGAGCAGCACAAAGCAGUCCAGUUCGUCGUCCAAGAAGGAGGUGUACGACGUGAAGACCAAGACCUGGACAGAGCUCAGCGAUGGCACCACUACUCUGCCUAGUGGCAACACAAGCAAGCCGACCUUCGAGCGGUACGUCAGCAAGGAGUCGGACGGGAGCUGCAAGGUGACGUACAAGAAGAAGAUAUACGACAGGCGCAACAAUAGGUGGCGCGUAGUGGACGAACGGACUGUGGACAGCACCAAUGACCGGGGCUAUCCCGAAAUAGUCGAUGAUGUCAUCAACACAACCACCACAACAUACACCACGAAGGUGUACGACACGAAGCUCGGCAAGUGGACGGUCGUCGACGAGAAGUCGUUCACAGAUAGCAAAGCUUUCGUGCCCAAUGACAUUGCUCGUGAAAUCGAGAAAGAUAAUACCGAUGUGGCAAACAUAACAACUACCACGGAGGUAACGAAGAUUUUCGAUGCGAGCAUCAACGACUGGCGUGUUCUGGACGAGAAGGUGCACACGGAUGUCAUUGAGAAGAUUGUAGAGACGCCCAAGAAGACCAUCUACGUGGAUGAGUUUGUGGAGAUUGAGAAGAACACCUCGAUUUCGGAGAACAAUGAGAAUAUAACCCUGAAUCUGAAUGAAACAUCGAAACACAAAAAUAUUACCGAGAAUAUUUAUGAUGAAAUCGAUUAUGUGCGCACCGAUAAGAAACGCUUAGACGAUUCAAGAAACCGUGGAGUCGUCAAGAACAAAACUACGACGCACAGCGAGCGUUGCAUCUGUGAGAUCUGCACAUGCGGACGACAUCACUGCUCAACCAGCACAACGAAAUCCACAGAAAACACAAUCAUUGAAACUGAUGAUACCCUCGACGAAGCAUACACAAGAGUACGUACAAAUACCUGGUCGAAGAGAGACAAUGGAAGCAUUCCCAAGCCAAACGAAGACAUAUUAGUGGACUACGUAGUCAUAAAGAAGCCAGAAGACAAUCUAAAGCCAGAAGGAGACUUCACAGUGCCCACGAAAGAGCCAUACAAGCCCGGCGAGAGGCGUGAGAAAAUUGUACACACAGACAAUCUGCGGACAGAGGGAGAAAUGACCUUCAACGAGAGGGAGGAGUAUCAAUACACCGUCCGUCCUGGAUAUGUAAAGCCCACGGACAACCUUAAGCCCGAGGGUGAGUUCUACAGCCCAGAGAAGCCAAUAUAUCAGCCGGGAGAUCGCCCAACACAAGUUCGACACAAGGACAACUUGCGGCCCGAAGGCGAGUUCUAUACACCCGACAAGCCAGGCUUUACACCAGCCGAACGGCCCACCCAAAAGAAGCCCGUGGAUAACCUUAAGCCUGAAGGGGAAUUCCUUGCACCGGAAAAACCCGCCUAUCGCCCAGGAGAAAGGCCUGAGAAAAUUAUCCGGAGCGACAACUUGCGCACUGAAGGAGAAAUGACCUUUGUGGAGAAAGAGGAGUACCAAUAUGUGGUACGACCAGGACAAGUAAAGCCCACUGAUAACCUCAAACCAGAGGGGGAAUUCUACAGUCCUGAGAAACCGAAGUAUAGACCAGGCGAUCGUCCCACUCAAAUUAGGCAUGAAGACAAUCUGAAGCCCGAAGGCGAUUUCUACACUCCAGAAAGACAAGGAUACAAGCCCAGUGAGCGUCCAUCCCAAGUACGACCUGAAGACAAUCUCCGACCAGAGGGGGAGUUCUAUACUCCGGAGAAACCAGGAUUCAGACCCGCUGAAAGACCAGUCCAGAAGAAGCCUGAGGAUAACCUAAGACCCGAGGGAGACUUCCACAGUCCCGAAAAGCAGAAGUAUACACCUGGAGAACGUCCUACCCAAGUCAGACCUGAGGACAAUCUUCGUCCUGAGGGAGAGUUCUACAGUCCCGAGAAAACUAAGUACAGGCCAGGAGAACGUCCUACCCAAGUUAGACCUGAAGAUAAUCUCCGACCAGAGGGAGAGUUCUAUGCUCCGGAUAAACCUGGAUUUAGACCCGCUGAGAGACCUGUCCAGAAGAAGCCAGAGGAUAAUCUGAAACCCGAGGGAGAUUUCUACAGUCCCGAAAAGAAGAAGUAUACACCUGGAGAACGCCCUACGCAAGUCAGACCUGAAGACAAUCUCCGACCUGAGGGAGAGUUCUAUACUCCGGAUAAACCAGGAUUUAGACCCGCUGAGAGGCCUGUCCAGAAGAAACCAGAGGAUAAUCUGAAACCCGAGGGAGAUUUCUACAGUCCCGAAAAGCAGAAGUAUACACCCGGAGAACGCCCUACGCAAGUCAGACCUGAAGACAAUCUCCGACCAGAGGGAGAGUUCUAUGCUCCGGAUAAACCUGGCUUUAGACCCGCUGAGAGGCCUGUCCAAAAGAAACCCGUGGACAACCUAAAGCCCGAGGGAGAGUUCACGAAGCCUGAGAAACAGUGUUACAAACCUGCUGAUAAGAAUGAAAGGAUCAUUCGUAAGGACAACCUACGUACCGAAGGUGAAAUGACGUUCGUGGAGAAGCAGGAGUAUCAAUACGUGGUCCGUCCUGAUCAAGUCAGACCCACGGAUAAUCUGAAACCCGAGGGAGAUUUCUACAGUCCCGAAAAGCAGAAGUAUACACCUGGAGAACGUCCUACGCAAGUCAGACCUGAAGACAAUCUCCGACCUGAGGGAGAGUUCUAUACUCCGGAGAAACCUGGAUUCAGACCCGCUGAGAGACCUGUCCAGAAGAAACCCGUGGAUAAUCUGAAACCCGAGGGAGAUUUCUACAGUCCCGAAAAGCAGAAGUAUACACCUGGAGAACGCCCUACGCAAGUUAGGCCUGAAGACAACCUCCGACCUGAGGGAGAGUUCUAUACUCCGGAGAAACCAGGAUUCAGACCCGCUGAGAGGCCUGUCCAGAAGAAACCCGUGGACAAUCUAAAGCCCGAGGGAGAGUUCACGAAGCCUGAGAAACAGGUUUACAAACCUGCUGAUAAGAAUGAAAGGAUCAUUCGUAAGGACAACCUACGUACCGAAGGCGAAAUGACGUUCGUGGAGAAGCAGGAGUAUCAAUACGUGGUCCGUCCUGAUCAAGUCAGACCCACGGAUAACCUGAAACCCGAGGGAGAUUUCUACAGUCCCGAAAAGCAGAAGUAUACACCUGGAGAACGUCCUACGCAAGUCAGACCUGAAGACAAUCUCCGACCUGAGGGAGAGUUCUAUACUCCGGAGAAACCUGGAUUCAGACCCGCUGAGAGGCCUGUCCAAAAGAAACCAGAGGAUAAUCUGAAACCCGAGGGAGAGUUCACGAAGCCUGAGAAACAGGUUUACAAACCUGCUGAUAAGAAUGAAAGGAUCAUUCGUAAGGACAACCUACGUAGCGAAGGUGAAAUGACGUUCGUGGAAAAGCAGGAGUAUCAAUACGUGGUCCGUCCUGAUCAAGUCAGACCCACGGAUAACCUGAAACCCGAGGGAGAUUUCUACAGUCCCGAAAAGCAGAAGUAUACACCUGGAGAACGUCCUACGCAAGUCAGACCUGAAGACAAUCUCCGACCUGAGGGAGAGUUCUAUACUCCGGAGAAACCAGGAUUCAGACCCGCUGAGAGACCUGUCCAGAAGAAGCCAGAGGAUAAUCUGAAACCCGAGGGAGAUUUCUACAGUCCCGAAAAGCAGAAGUAUACACCUGGAGAACGUCCUACGCAAGUCAGACCUGAAGACAAUCUCCGACCUGAGGGAGAGUUCUAUACUCCGGAGAAACCAGGAUUCAGACCCGCUGAGAGACCUGUCCAGAAGAAGCCAGAGGAUAAUCUGAAACCCGAGGGAGAUUUCUACAGUCCCGAAAAGCAGAAGUAUACACCUGGAGAACGCCCUACGCAAGUUAGGCCUGAAGACAACCUCCGACCUGAGGGAGAGUUCUAUACUCCGGAGAAACCAGGAUUCAGACCCGCUGAGAGGCCUGUCCAGAAGAAACCCGUGGACAAUCUAAAGCCCGAGGGAGAGUUCACGAAGCCUGAGAAACAGGUUUACAAACCUGCUGAUAAGAAUGAAAGGAUCAUUCGUAAGGACAACCUACGUACCGAAGGCGAAAUGACGUUCGUGGAGAAGCAGGAGUAUCAAUACGUGGUCCGUCCUGAUCAAGUCAGACCCAUGGACAACCUGAAACCCGAGGGAGAUUUCUAUAGUCCAGAGAAACCGAAGUAUGCACCUGGAGAACGUCCUACGCAAGUCAGACCUGAAGACAAUCUCCGACCUGAGGGAGAGUUCUAUGCUCCGGAUAAACCUGGAUUUAGACCCGCUGAGAGGCCUGUCCAAAAGAAACCAGAGGAUAAUCUGAAACCCGAGGGAGAUUUCUACAGUCCCGAAAAGCAGAAGUAUACACCUGGAGAACGUCCUACGCAAGUCAGACCCGAAGACAAUCUCCGACCUGAGGGAGAGUUCUAUGCUCCGGAUAAACCUGGAUUUAGACCCGCUGAGAGGCCUGUCCAAAAGAAGCCUGAGGAUAAUCUGAAACCCGAGGGAGAUUUCUACAGUCCCGAAAAGCAGAAGUAUACACCCGGAGAACGCCCUACGCAAGUCAGACCUGAAGACAAUCUCCGACCUGAGGGAGAGUUCUAUACUCCAGAGAAACCAGGAUUCAGACCCGCUGAGAGGCCUGUGCAGAAGAAACCCGUGGACAAUCUAAAGCCCGAGGGAGAGUUCACGAAGCCUGAGAAACAGGUUUACAAACCUGCUGAUAAGAAUGAAAGGAUCAUUCGUAAGGACAACCUACGUACCGAAGGCGAAAUGACGUUCGUGGAGAAGCAGGAGUAUCAAUACGUGGUCCGUCCUGAUCAAGUCAGACCCAUGGACAACCUGAAACCCGAGGGAGAUUUCUACAGUCCCGAAAAGCAGAAGUAUACACCUGGAGAACGUCCUACGCAAGUCAGACCUGAAGACAAUCUCCGACCUGAGGGAGAGUUCUAUGCUCCGGAGAAACCAGGAUUCAGAGCCGCUGAGAGACCUGUCCAGAAUAAGCCAGAGGAUAAUCUGAAACCCGAGGGAGAUUUCUACAGUCCCGAAAAGCAGAAGUAUACACCUGGAGAACGCCCUACGCAAGUCAGACCUGAAGACAAUCUCCGACCUGAGGGAGAGUUCUAUACUCCGGAGAAACCAGGAUUCAGACCCGCUGAGAGACCUGUCCAGAAGAAGCCAGAGGAUAAUCUGAAACCCGAGGGAGAUUUCUACAGUCCCGAAAAGCAGAAGUAUACACCUGGAGAACGCCCUACGCAAGUCAGACCUGAAGACAAUCUCCGACCUGAGGGAGAGUUCUAUACUCCGGAGAAACCAGGAUUCAGACCCGCUGAGAGGCCUGUUCAGAAGAAGCCUGAGGAUAAUCUGAAACCCGAGGGAGAUUUCUACAGUCCAGAGAAACCGAAGUACAGGCCUGGAGAGCGUCCAUCCCAAGUUAGGCCUGAAGACAAUCUCCGACCUGAGGGAGAAUUCUAUACUCCGGAUAAACCAGGAUUCAGACCCGCUGAGAGGCCUGUCCAAAAGAAACCCGUGGACAAUCUAAAGCCAGAGGGAGAGUUCACGAAGCCUGAGAAACAGGUUUACAAACCUGCUGAUAAGAAUGAAAGGAUCAUUCGUAAGGACAACCUACGUAGCGAAGGUGAAAUGACGUUCGUGGAGAAGCAGGAGUAUCAAUACGUGGUCCGUCCUGAUCAAGUCAGACCCACGGAUAACCUGAAACCCGAGGGAGAUUUCUACAGUCCCGAAAAGCAGAAGUAUACACCUGGAGAACGUCCUACGCAAGUCAGACCUGAAGACAAUCUCCGACCUGAGGGAGAGUUCUAUGCUCCGGAUAAACCUGGAUUUAGACCCGCUGAGAGGCCUGUCCAGAAGAAGCCUGAGGAUAAUCUGAAAACCGAGGGAGAUUUCUACAGUCCGGAGAAACCGAAGUACAGGCCAGGAGAACGUCCAUCCCAAGUCAGACCUGAAGACAAUCUCCGACCAGAGGGAGAGUUCUAUGCUCCGGAUAAACCAGGAUUCAGACCCGCUGAGAGACCAGUCCAGAAGAAACCCGUGGACAAUCUUAAACCCGAAGGAGAGUUCACGAAGCCUGAGAAACAGGUUUACAAACCGAGUGACAGAACGGUGAAGAUAAUCCAAAAGGACAACUUGCGAACUGAGGGUGAAAUGAGUUUCGUUGAAAAGAAGGAAUAUGAAUAUGUCGUGCGACCGGAGCAAGUAAGACCUAUAGAUAACUUGAAGCCGGAAGGAGAGUUCUUCAGCCCAGACAAACCGAAGUAUCAACCAGGCGAGCGGGUUACCGUUGUGCGGCAGAAGGAUAACUUGAAGGUGGAGGGAGAGUUUUACGCACCCGACAAAUCUGACUUCCAACCUGCCGAAAGGCCCAAACAAAAGAAGCCGCUUGAUAAUUUGAGGCCAGAGGGAGAGAUGGUUUUGCCAGAAAAGGAGAAAUACAAGCCCGCCGAUAAGGUUACUAGAGUGGUUCAUAAGGAUAAUCUCCGCUCUGAGGGAGAAAUGACUUUUACGGAGAAAACUGAAUACCAGCACGUGGUUAGACCCUCUCCGGUUAGGCCGGAGGAUAAUCUGAAGACCACGGGUAAGUUCUACGUACCAGAGAAGCCAGCAGUUACAAACGGGGAGCGCCCCGAAGCGGUCAGGCCCAAGGAUAAUCUGAAGCCGGAAGGAGCUAUGUACACCCCUGAAAAGACCAAAUACGAGCCUGCCUCCCGACCAGAGCAGAAGAGGUAUGUGGACAACCUGAAGCCAGAGGGAAAGAUGCACAUGCCAGAGAAGGAAUCGUUCAGGCCGGCGGAUAGGGUGACGACAGUAAUCAGGAAGGAUAACCUAAAGACCGAAGGUGAAAUGACCUUCACACAGAAGGACGUGUAUCAGAGUGUGAAGCGGCCCGAGCAGGUAAAGCCGUGCGACAACCUGAAGGUCGAAGGAGAGUUCUUCACACCCGAUAAGAAACCAUUCCGUCCGGCCGAGCGACCUAUCCAAAAGAAGCCAAAGGACAACCUGAAGCCAGAGGGAGAAUUCUACAGAAGAAGCGAUAGGACGGAGACCGAUAGCACCACGAUAGAAACCACAAAGCGAGAGACACCCAAGCGACCGGUGGAUAACCUUAAACUGGAAGGUUCCAUGACAGUGACCCGAAGGGAUGACUAUAAUAAAAAGGAGACCAACAAGACCACGGUAGAGAAGGUUCAGCGGACACAAAAGUAUCAGCACAACAGCUCCUCCAUUAGCCUGGGAACCGACACCGCCAUCCGCAAGACCACCAACCAGAUGAACUAUGUUUCCGGCAAGGAUGCCGUCAAGCAGGUGGACUCCGACAGCCAGAACCCAGUGGAUGGUCUAAUUGUAGUGUCCACCACGAGGGUGACCACUGUGAUAGGAGGUCACAAGAAGGAGCCCGAAACCGAGUACGUGAAACGCCCAGCCAGGAUAAAUGUGAAUGUGAAUGUGGCCAAGAACACCACGACGACGAAUAUCGAAAACACCCAGAACGUCCACAAGGAAACCACCUCGAUGCAGCGUAGCCACAAUGUGGUCGAGAACACUGCAGUAAACAGUGAGCUGAUCCGAGGAUCGGAUGUCUCCAGCAGGGCCAUCCAAUCGAGCACUACGAAUCGUGGCGGCCAGAUCACCAGCCACAUCACUGGAGACACCGGCUCCCAGCAUGUAGUGUCCGGAAGAACCGUCUCGAACUCGAACAUAACUGGGGAUUCCACAACUCGAGUGAUCUCUGGAAAAACAAUCACCAGCAACAUGACCGAGGACUCUACGUCGAGGGUAGUCUCAGGAAGGAACGUCUCCAGCAACAUCAUUGGAGAUUCAUCCACUCGCGUGGUGUCCGGAGGGAACCUCUCCAGCAACAUAACUGGGGAUUCAUCCUCCCGAUUGGUGUCCGGAAGGAACGUCUCGAGCAACAUGAUUGGAGAUUCAUCCUCUCGCGUGUCGACUGGCAGAAACAUUUCCACAAAUAUCACCGGAGACUCGUCGUCCCGCGUGGUAUCCGGUGGGCAAAACGUGACUGAUGAUUCAACAUCGCGAGUCGUCUCGGGCGGCAGGACCUCCAGCAGCAACAACAUUGUCACCGGCAGCUCUACAUCCCAUACGAGCUCCUCCAAGCAUUUUCAUCACCGCAAGAGCGAGUUCUCCUCAGAGGCUGAUGUCUCGAACACGAUCUUCCAUCGCAAGAACGUCGCCACAGACUCGGCUGCAGCCAAUGGCAGUAGUCUAACUUCAAACGGCAAAAUGAUGCGGAAAAGUAUUCUGAAUCUGCACGAGCAGCCCUCCAGCACACCAGCCCAUGGCAGCGAUCGACAGAGCUACAGCAGCAUCCACAGGCAAAAUCGGGAAUCGGACCAUAACACCAGCUACUCCAGUGAGCGCCGCAGCUCCAGUGUCCACAAGGAGAACAGGGAGAGCAACACAAAGAACUCUUCUUCCAUGUCAAGGAUAAUUUCCGGAGGAGGUACUGGCACUGGCACUGCCACCGACAGCAGAUCAACCAUCACACGCACCCAAGUGUUGGGUGGUGGCAUCGAUUUCCCCUCCCAAUCUCACACCCAUGUGGGAGGCCAUGGCAGGCGCCACCAUCAUGUGUCCAGCUCCAGCGGCGGCAUCGAAUUUCCCUCCUACAGUGCCCACGGCGGACACACCGAGCGUGUGGUCACGCGGCGGGGCAACCAGUCUUCCAUCAGCCUCGGCAGCGACACAAAGUGCACGGGAUCGAGUCAGUACAAGAGCGAGUACAUCAGCGCCCCGACCACCACCUGUGCGGUGCAUAAUAUUAAGAAAGGUGCAUUCCAACAUACCAGGAGUACUCAAGAACACAAGUUCUUCAAGACCUCAAACUAAUCGACAUUAACCGACAAUUAAAUGACACACAUACAUAUCUGUGUAGCACUAACACAUCCAUUUACCUACCAUAUUAACGUAUAAGUUUCCAUGACAAUAUUUGUAUCUUAUCUUUUAUAUCCGAG
This is a messenger RNA of Drosophila guanche, 10673 nucleotides long. RefSeq lists its product as uncharacterized. The record is from RefSeq and is a predicted model, not a curated record. The transcript is spliced from 8 exons. Lineage: Eukaryota; Metazoa; Arthropoda; Insecta; Diptera; Drosophilidae. Gene Ontology annotation, cellular component: sperm flagellum; axonemal microtubule; centriole. Gene Ontology annotation, biological process: microtubule anchoring. Gene Ontology annotation, molecular function: microtubule binding. Bases 580 to 10548 code for a protein of 3322 amino acids.